Molecule: messenger RNA, 1832 nt
Organism: Clarias gariepinus (North African catfish)
Lineage: Eukaryota; Metazoa; Chordata; Actinopteri; Siluriformes; Clariidae
Gene: dlx2a
Product: distal-less homeobox 2a
Exons: 3
Coding region: 174-1007 (277 amino acids)
Biological process (GO): negative regulation of transcription by RNA polymerase II; embryo development; cell differentiation
Molecular function (GO): DNA-binding transcription factor activity, RNA polymerase II-specific; RNA polymerase II cis-regulatory region sequence-specific DNA binding
Source: RefSeq, a predicted model, not a curated record
CUAGGGAGUCAGCACGGUCUCUUCUCUAAACCUCACUGGAAUGACAGCUACUACAAAAACAAAUUAGUAACACAUCGUGAAUUUUAUUUCUGCUUUUCCACGCGUGCUUUCAUUACUGGAUGAGUGCCUGUCCAUUAUUUGUACGUUUUUUUUUUUUUGAUUGAGCAUUAACCAUGACUGGGGUGUUUGACAGUCUCAGCGCAGAUAUGCAUUCCAACCAGAUUACCUCGAGUGGUUACCACAGCUUGCACAAGUCGCAGGAAUCCCCGACUCUACCCGUCUCUACCGCCACGGACAGUAGCUACUACAACGGCCAGCAACCGAGUCACUGUGCAGGCUCUCCUUACGGCCAGCUCGGUACUUAUCCCUACCACAACAACGGCAUGAGCAGCGUGCAGUACAACGCCAAGUCCUAUGAGCUGGGCUUCAACAGUUCCUUCAGUACGUACAGCACAUACGGAUCGAGCGCAUCGCCUACUCCUACUGACGCAGAAAAGGAGGAGAACGAACCUGAAAUUCGUAUGGUGAACGGAAAGCCAAAGAAGGUGCGGAAGCCGAGAACUAUUUAUUCGAGUUUCCAGCUCGCCGCGCUGCAGAGGCGCUUCCAGAAAACACAGUACCUGGCGCUGCCGGAGAGAGCCGAGCUCGCCGCUUCUCUGGGCCUCACACAGACCCAGGUGAAAAUCUGGUUCCAGAACCGCCGCUCAAAGUUCAAGAAGUUGUGGAAGAAUGGAGAAAUCCCGCCCGAGCAACACGUGGCUUCCAGCGAGUCUCCGCCGUGCCAUUCGCCUCCCGUAAACAGCGCCUGGGACUUUCCACAAAAUCAGAGGAUGACUAGUGUGAGUUCGGCUUUAGCCCCGAGCAGCGGCUCUCCCAGCACCACGGCGCCUUCCUUUCUCACCAACUACUCCUGGUACUCAUCCACGAACUCGAGUGCGCAUCUCCAAGCAAACGCGCUGGCACCGCACCACCACAGCACAGCCGUGAGCGCAGGGACGAUAUUUUGACAACAACGAAAAUGACUUAAAAAAAAACUGGAGAAUUAAUUUUGCGGGGGAAAACAGAGAUAGAAAGAGAAAAACGAGAGCUUGAUGUGACUUAAAGGCCUCGUUUUCUGAGAACUGCCGCGACUGAUGGACAGAGAUGUAGGCCUCCCAUGUUCCUUGCUGCGUGUAAUACUGUUUUUCUUUUUCCUUAUACACAAUGUCGUCAUCAGACAGACGCGGAAGAAUAAAAGACAAUGCAAUUAUUUUUGUAUUUAUUUAUUUUGUCUCUUGGAGGUGGAAAAUUAAAGGAUAACAUAAUACAUUGUUACUCAACCACUAAGAUCCAAAGCUAUGCUCUAAAAGGCUGUUGACGCCGGAGUGAACUUUAUAGCAGGAUGUGUUAACGUCAGAUUAUGUAGCACAAGUUCAAGCUGUAUCGUGCCUUCAGAAAUGACCUCACUUUCAUUUGUCCACCAUAAUGUAUUUUAAAUGUGCCCAUCGUUGUCAUAAAUGAAUUUUUGUUGAGUUCUAAGUUGUACAUAAGGUUAGCAGGAGAAACUUGUCUCUGUACUUGUAUGUUUCACCGCGUCUCUCUGAGACAUUGCCAUCAUUAUAGUCUUGUAGGUUAAAAGGUAGGGUUUUCGGUUUUUUGGAUAUAUUAAUGGGAAACAUUAGCCUAUCAUUAAGAGCUUAAAAGCUAAUCAUUUUCCCCAAAGAAAAAUUCACAUGUAACAUGUUUCUCAGAAAUAACUUGCUUUUGUUUAAUUUAUUUUUUAUGUCUUAUGCUGAAUGAACGGUUCUGCCGUGCUAUGAAAUGCGUAUUUAAAUAAAAAUGUUUCAUGUGAA